Molecule: messenger RNA, 1973 nt
Organism: Sardina pilchardus (European sardine)
Lineage: Eukaryota; Metazoa; Chordata; Actinopteri; Clupeiformes; Clupeidae
Gene: abi3b
Product: ABI family, member 3b
Exons: 5
Coding region: 123-1124 (333 amino acids)
Biological process (GO): neuron migration
Cellular component (GO): lamellipodium; SCAR complex; actin-based cell projection
Molecular function (GO): signaling adaptor activity; SH3 domain binding
Source: RefSeq, a predicted model, not a curated record
UGACUUGAAUGGACGACAGUUUGCGAAGUCUCCGCAGUUAGCCAGAUGUUGUUUACCCUCAGUGGAGAAACUAAUCGCUGAAACGAGACUCUAAUCGAGUUUGGAACAAAUAAACUGCCAAAAUGAAGGAGGAGAAUUGUUUGGAAAACAUCAACAAGAUUUUUCAGGAGGCUCCAGCUGCCCGGAAGGCUCUUCUCGACAAUUAUGAGAAUCUCUAUAAAGUGGCCGAAUACUGCGAGAAUAAUUACAAUAAGGGGGAGGACACGGAUCGAGCGGUGGAGGAGUCCAAGGCGUACGCCAACCAGGCGCUGGCCAGCGUCUCCUACCAGAUCAACCGCCUGGCCAGCAGCGUGCUCCGCCUCCUGGACUCGCAGACCUCACAGCUCACCAAGAUGGAGUCCUGCAUCUACAUCCUCAACCAGGAGGUUGGCAUGCAUAAGGAGAAGGUGGCCCGGCGGGAGAUCGGCCGUCUCACCGUGGAGAACAAAGUGCCUCGCGCCAAAAAAAUAGUCCCCCCCAAGUCCCCUGUGGUGGUGCCCGAGUACAAACGCACCCCAAUAUCCUACACCAUCCUGGAUUCUCUGGGUCACGGAUUAUGGGAUGGAGGGAAGCCACCGGAGAAAGCUGAACCUGCACCAGAGCAGCCCAGCCCAGCCCCUGAGAUUGACCCUGCUCACAGGGCUGCUUUUGGCAUUGCUGUAGCACCUCCAUCUGUGCCGGCCUGGAGCCCCCAGGAUUCCUCGCCAGCCCCUGGGUCCUCGUGCCCACCUCCUCCUCCUCCCCCCAACUCUUCUGGUGUUCCACCUCCUCCUCCUCCUCCUCCUCCUGGGGGCAUGGGGGGCAAUGUUCCUCCUCCACCACCUCCUCCACCUGGGGGUUCAGGUACCUCUGUGCCUCCACCUCCACCUCCUCCUCCACCACCGCCCGGUUCAACAGGUGUUCCUCCACCACCUCCUCCACCACCUGGUGCAACAGCUAAUUCUGUCCCCCCACCCCCACCCCCACCACCACCACCUCUUGGUUCCACAGGUAAUAACCUCCCCCCACCGCCUCCACCUCCCCCUGGGAUGACUGGAUCCAGCAUUCCUCCUCCACCUCCUCCUCCUCCUCCUCCACCAAUGUAGACAAGAGACUCAAAUUCACGUGCAGGAAGACACAGCCACACACAGCUGAAGAGAUGAAAACAUGAAAACAAAGUAUAACUAAAGUAUAACUAACUGCUACUAUGUCCAGGGAUGUAAUGGAGGCUAAACGCAAGUAAAAGCUGUUUAUCCACCUCUGAAAUUUCAGAAAUUCAAGAUAACAUCAACAUAAUUAUAAACAAAUGUGACUUCCUGCGCUAUCGCUGGCUGCGCUACUAAGGGCAUUGUCAUUUUAUUAACGUGUUUAGCAUUUGGUAAAACAUUUGCAGGGUACGCAUGGAGCGGCCUAACUUUGGGGCUGCAUCAGCUUCACAUGAACCAGUGACUUUCAUAAUCAUUUAAUUUCAGCAGAAAUAUGUCCUCUCAGGCAUAUUGGACAGGAACACUUUUCAAAGGUUAUAGGGGCAUUUUAGAAUUAGAACGUAGAACACCUCAUUUGGAAUCUUCACCUUAACAGGACGUGAUGUCGUAUCACCAAUACGUUUUGUUGGUCAGCUACAUUUAUCUGUUACAAAUUUAUACUAUUAGUUUCGGGAUAUAUAUAUUUUUAAGCUAUCACUCAGGAAACUAGAGUACUAUUUGACAUAUGGGGUUAGCUGUGUAUUGUAUUGGUAGUGAUGUGUGGGUCUGUAAGUAUGUUUUAUUUGUUUUUGCCUGUUUGUUUUCAACUUUUUUUUACAACUAUUGCUAAGCAUUGCUUAGGCACCUACCUGUCACCUCAUAGAAGUCAUAAUAAAUCAUGUAUAACUGAGAGAACUGUGGCAGAAUAAAGUAUGCAUGUUUCAACUGAUAGUACCUUCUAAAAAGCUAAUAAAUGUGCAUGUGUCUUCA